AGAGAGAGAGAGCGCGCAGCAUCAAGCCACCCGGACAGGCUCCACCAUCCACACACUGUAAGGUACCAGAGCCACAAGGAGACUAUAUUCCUCUACAAUAAUGGAUGGGACAAAGCCGGCCAUGGAGUCCAACGCAGAGGAGACUCAGGAGGAGACACAGGAGAGCAAAGGAUGCUUCGAGUGCUGCAUCAAGUGUCUGGGGGGGGUGCCCUAUGCCUCUCUGGUGGCCACCAUCCUGUGCUUCAUAGGCGUGGCUCUGUUCUGCGGGUGCGGCCACGUGGCGCUGAGCGGCACCCUGACCAUGCUGGACAACCACUUCUCCACGGUGACCACGGACCACGCCACCCUCACCAUGGUAAUCCAGAUCUUUCAGUACAUCAUCUACGGCAUCGCCUCCUUCUUCUUCGUGUACGCCAUCCUCCUGCUGGCUGAGGGCUUUUACACCACCAGCGCCAUCAAGAAGGAGCUGCAGAGCGACUUCAAGACCACCGCGUGUGGGCGCUGCAUCACCGCCUUCUUCAUGUUCCUGACCUACAUCAUGUUCCUGGCCUUCCUCGCCAUUUUCGGCUUCACGGCUAUUCCCGUUUUCCUCUUCUUCAACAUGUGGACUACCUGCUCUGCCAUGAGGUCUCCUGACGCCAACAUCACCUCGCCUGAGUCCAUCUGUGUGGACGUCAGGCAGUACGGUAUUAUUCCCUGGAACGCCACUCCGGGAAAAGCUUGUGGGGCCACACUGGGAGACAUCUGUAACACCAGCGAGUUCUACCUCUCCUACCACCUCUACAUCGUCGCGUUCGCCGGCGCCGGAGCCACCGUCAUCGCACUGAUCCACUACCUGAUGAUUUUGGGCGCUAACUGGGCCUACCUGAAGAGCGCCGUGUCCACGCACGACUACCAGGACAUCAAGACCAAGGACGACCAGGACCUGGAGGCGGAGGCGCGCUCCAAGGAGGGCCAGAACUCCUCCUCCUACUCAUAAGGAGGACAGCUCCUCACCACAUCCUCUCCACACCUCCACACCCCCACCCCGCGACACCCGACCCCUCCCUCUGUUAAAACAAACCACCUCGGCCAUGUUUGAUAGUCCCCCGAGCCCCUCCUGGCCCCCCACCCUCCUCCCUUCCCACCGAAGGGAGCAGGGUGGAGGGUGAGGAGUGGCGGCUGGAGGCAGAUGCUUCAGAACGGGAGAGCUCGCCCGCCGGGUGCUCGCUCAGGUCCGGAGCGUCCGUUCAGAAGCGUCUCCCCCCCGAGCGUUAGGGCGGCGGCUCGUGAACGUGGCCCCGGCUGUGAUGGCCUCGCGCUAGGAGCCAAAAAACAGCUCCUAAAAAAAAAAAAAAACAUUGUUCACUGUCGUCAGGCAGCGACCAACUUCCUCCUUUUUUGGUGUUUUAUAUGCAUAUGAAUAUAUUGUGCGAAUGUGUACGAAUGUUGUUUUUUUUAAUACUCUGAGAAGUAUGCCAGGUACUCUUUUCUUCUUCUUUAUGUUUUCGCGGCCACUGUUUUUCUUUCUUCUCCAUUUUAGACUUUUUAUUGCUAAUGCUCGAUACGUUGUUGCACUAUUAUUACGAAACAAAAAAAUGAGGGAGGACGAUAACCCCUUAACUAACCCCCCUCUGUCUCAUAGAAACAUCUAAUGUGGUAUCUCAAGGAUUACUGAGCAUUUACAAAAGCUUAUUUUUCUGCCAUGGUUAUUAUCAGUUAUUAAGACCAGAGGUGGAGCAGCUUCUUAUUUGAGGGAACUUUUGCGUAUUUUCUUGCCAAGGGUUAGAUGGUAUCGUCUUACUCUCUGCAAGAAAGUAAAUGAAAGUCUUAAGCUACACUUAUCACCAGCGGCAACAAAUCAAAGAUAAAUGGUAUUUGAACACAAAACAGACACACACCUCAGGUAUCAAACCAAAUCUGAUUUUAGCCACUUUUGUUCUUUUGCCGCUAAACGGAAUCUACCGGAUUGGUACGCUGUGACAAUUAAACAUUUAUUUUGCAAAUUUCUCCUUUUGUGAAUGAAAUCCACCUGUAAAUAGCUAAACCCUUAAAAAAUGUACACUUUCCUUAAAAUAAGAACAGUGUUUCGCCAUGCUCUUCUAUUCUUUUUUCCACAGAUAUAUGUAAAUGUACCCUUUGAGAUAUGUGUUUAGCACUCAAAUAGUUCUGCAUUUGAUAUAAAUACUAAUUGUUACGUGGUGAGAGGGAUGCAGUGCAGUUAAGAUAUGACACGAUGGAUUGAGGUGCUUGUGACGUACACAUUUUAAAAUGUAAAGAAAAAAUAAAUAUGGAAGGUUUUUAAUGUUUUCUCAGUUUUUAGGCAGCUGGGUUAUUAAUCUUGUGAUUCAGUAAUUUUAUGGAUUUAUUUGUGGGUUUUUUUUUCUCUCCAAUGGGCAGCCAAACGACUUUUUUGAAAGUGUUUACACUCUGAAAUAAAUCAAGUCAGGAAUUUUCAUACAUUGAUUUUAUAAUCAGAUAUUGUUUAAAUAUCAUGAACUAUAUUCUAUACCGAACACUGGUUAGUCGACCCUCAAAGAGGCCCUAUUAUGCUUUCUGGGGUUUCCCUUCCCUCUAGUGUGUUAUAUAGGUGCAUGUCAAUGGUCUGCAAAGGCUAAAAUCCCUGUGUUCCCUCCAGAGGAAGUUUCUCUCCCACACACUCCCCCCCACCCUGCCUGAAAUGCCUCCAUUGGACUCCUUUGUUUACUUCCAUAACAUAGUGACAUCACUGUGUAACACUUGUGCUUCUAUUGGCUAGCACUCAAACACAUUGUAUGUAAUAGGUUAAGGGGCGGGACAUCUCUAAGGGGUAACUAAGUUACCAGUUAACCAAUCAGAGCAGACUGGGCUCUGGUUUCAGACAGAGGGUGAAAAGAGGUGCUGCAGCACAGGCAGUAUGAGAAAAAUAAAGAGCUUGUUGAACAUGAAAGCAUGGAGACAUGUCCCAGUAGAGACACUACAUACUGAUAUACACCUGAAGAUGAGCAUAACAGGGCCCCUUUAAAAAACACUGAAGAAGAUUUGAUGAGAUGAAGCAUGUCAGUAUCGUCCAUGUGUGCAGCUGUCUAUUCUGUAUAAAAAAGGACUAUAUUGCCAUGUGUGUUUUGUUUGAUAAAUAUACGUGCUUUGCCACCAGGUUGAUGUAAAGGCAAACUUCAAUUUCCUAUAAGACGAUGCGUGUCAGGGUGUUGUCGUUUCCUCGUUAUUUGCAUGAAGGAGACAUGACUGUGUCUUUGCAGUUUUUCAGGUGAUGUGUAGUCAAAUGUUCUGACAACUAUGGUAGGCGGUGUUUGCCCUCCCCUCCUCCUCCUCUUCCUCCUCCUACACCCCCUACCCUUUCCACCCACUCUUUUCUAAAGAAAACUCCAUUGUAUUUGAUGGUAUUGUAGUCCCUGUAGGUGUUUCAUUAUGGUUUGAUUUUUUAAGUUCUAUGACUCCUAUAUAGUGAUGAUUUUUGUAACCUUCUCUAGUAAAACCGAUAUUUUUUAUUAUCGUGACA
This is a messenger RNA of Gymnodraco acuticeps, 3478 nucleotides long. Its product is annotated as neuronal membrane glycoprotein M6-b-like. Bases 101 to 979 code for a protein of 292 amino acids. Gene Ontology annotation, molecular function: structural constituent of myelin sheath. Lineage: Eukaryota; Metazoa; Chordata; Actinopteri; Perciformes; Bathydraconidae. The transcript is spliced from 7 exons. Gene Ontology annotation, cellular component: myelin sheath; plasma membrane. The record is from RefSeq and is a predicted model, not a curated record. Gene Ontology annotation, biological process: axon development; central nervous system myelination.